Messenger RNA from Physeter macrocephalus (sperm whale), 2658 nucleotides. RefSeq names its product AT-rich interaction domain 3A (gene ARID3A). Gene Ontology annotation, cellular component: nucleus. Bases 164 to 1945 code for a protein of 593 amino acids. The record is from RefSeq and is a predicted model, not a curated record. Lineage: Eukaryota; Metazoa; Chordata; Mammalia; Artiodactyla; Physeteridae. Gene Ontology annotation, biological process: regulation of transcription by RNA polymerase II. Gene Ontology annotation, molecular function: DNA binding. The transcript has 8 exons.
CCGACCCCGAGCCCGGCGGCCCCCGCCCCUCCCCCCCGCCACCCUGCACUGCCCCGGCUCCCCCGCGGCCCCCACACUGCAGUGCGGCCGGGCCCCCUCCCCCCAGGGGCCGCCCCCGCCGCCGCCCCGCCCUGGUGCCCGGGGCGGCCCGGCCCGCAGGGCCAUGAAGCUGCAGGCCGUGAUGGAGACGCUCCUGCAGCGGCAGCAGCGGGCACGCCAGGAGCUGGAGGCCCGGCAGCCACCGCCACCACCCCCCGAGCCCUCGGCCGGCCCCCCGGCCCGUGCCAGGGCCGCCCCGGACGAGGACAGGGAGCCCGAGAGCGCCCGGAUGCAGCGGGCGCAGAUGGCCGCGCUGGCCGCCAUGCGAGCCGCCGCCGCCGGCCUCGGCCACGCGCCCAGCCCCGGCAGCUCCGAGGAUGGGCCCCCCGGCUCAGAGGAUGAGGAUGUGGCCCCAGAGGGGGCACCAGGCUCUCCCCCCGCACCCGGCCGAGGCAGGGAGGCGGCCGGCCUCCCCGAAGGUGACGGCCACUUCGAGGGCUCCGACGAUGACCUGAAGCCGAAAUGGGAGGAGGAGGAGGAGGAGGAGGAGGAGGAGGAGCUGGAGGAAGAUCUGGGGGAAGAGGAGGAAGACGAGGAGGACGAGGAUUACGAGGACGAGGAGGGGCUCGGGCCCCCGGGCUCCGCAGGCCUGGGUCCAGCAGCCCUGUUCCCCCGCAAGGCCCAGCCGCUCCAGGCCUUCCGCGGCGACGGCGGGCCCCGGGCUCUGGGCGGCCAGGAGCGCCCGGGGGCUGGCCCGGCCCUCCCCGGAGGGGCUGCCCACGCGGUGCCCCAGCUGCAGCCGCCGGACCACGGGGACUGGACGUACGAGGAGCAGUUCAAGCAGCUCUACGAACUGGACGGGGACCCCAAGAGGAAGGAGUUCCUGGAUGACUUGUUCAGCUUCAUGCAGAAGCGAGGGACGCCCGUGAACCGCAUCCCCAUCAUGGCCAAGCAGGUGCUCGACCUGUUCAUGCUGUACGUGCUGGUAACGGAGAAGGGCGGCCUGGUGGAGGUCAUCAACAAGAAGCUGUGGCGGGAGAUCACCAAGGGCCUCAACCUGCCCACGUCCAUCACCAGCGCCGCCUUCACGCUGCGCACCCAGUACAUGAAGUACCUGUACCCCUACGAGUGUGAGAAGCGUGGCCUCAGCAACCCCAAUGAACUCCAGGCGGCCAUCGACAGCAACCGGAGGGAGGGCCGGCGCCAGAGCUUUGGGGGCUCCCUCUUCGCCUACUCACCGGGCGGGGCCCACAGCAUGCUCUCCUCGCCCAAGCUCCCUGUGUCCUCCCUGGGCCUGGCCGCCAGCACCAACGGCAGCUCCAUCACCCCAGCCCCCAAGAUCAAGAAAGAGGAGGACUCGGCCAUCCCCAUCACGGUCCCCGGCCGCCUGCCAGUCUCCCUGGCAGGUCACCCUGUGGUGGCAGCCCAGGCAGUAGCGGCCCAGGCGGCCGUGGCAGCACAGGCAGCCGCCCUGGAGCAGCUCCGGGAGAAGCUGGAGUCUGGGGAGCCUCCUGAGAAGAAGAUGGCCCUGGUGGCAGAGGAACAGCAGCGACUCAUGCAGCGAGCGCUACAGCAGAACUUUCUGGCCAUGACGGCCCAGCUGCCUAUGAGCAUCCGGAUCAACAGCCAAGGCUCCGAGAGCCGCCAGGACUCGGCUGCGAACCUGACCAACACCAAUAGCAGCAACAGUAUUAGCAUGUCAGUAGAGAUUAAUGGAAUCAUGUACACAGGAGUGCUGUUCGCCCAGCCGCCGGCCCCCACGCCACCCUCAGCUCCCAGCAAAGGCGGAGGUGGCAGCAGCCGGGGAGCAAACAGCGGGACCAGCAGCAGCGCAGGCAGCCAGGCGGGGCCGGCAGGGUUGUCUGCACCCCCCGCAUCUUCUACCUCAAAUAACUCAUUGCCUUAACCGCUACACUCCUCACCCUGGGAGCCCACCAGACGGAUCAGGGGGUCCAGGUGGGCCAAGCAGGGGCCGGGAUGGCGGGAGAUACGGGUGGGGAGGGGAGGUAUCCACAAAGGAGCGACAGCUGACGCCAAAAAGAAAAGAAAAUAUAUAUAUACAUAUAUAUAUAUAUAUAUAUAUAUAUCUAAAGAAAAUUUAAUAAAACAGGGGAAAACCAAGGAACACUUGAAUUACUCAGGUUUCGGACAUUCAGAGAGAUGAAUUGUGAGAGCAGCAAAGGAAAUUAGAAACAAGAGAGGCAAAUGUCUCCUAGGGCUUUCCUGCAGCCCUGGUGGACCCACGUGGACUGGUGUCUAGUUUGGACAGGCCAAUCCUGUUUACCUCAUACAUCCCUGCACUGUGUUUUUUCAUUUUUAUCUGUUUUUUUCCCUUUUUUUUUUUUCCCUCUUCAUCACACACUCACCACACCCAGCUCCUUGCGUUGAAUGAAACCCCUGAGCCAAGAUCAGUUGAAUUUUUUUUCUUGUUGCUUUCGGGAACUUUUUUUUUUUUUUUAAAGAAAUAGUGAACUUCAAAGUCUGUAGGGUUUUUAAGAGGUUUCGGGGGUUUUGUUUUGUAAAUAUUCUAUUUUAUUCUUGGGGGAGGAAUCAAACCUAGGAAAAGGAUAUAUAUAUCUAUAUAUUUGUGUUCAUUCAGGGAAACUGGACUUGAAAAAG